AUAGCAAGACUCGCAUUGAAAUCGUCAGAGAUUCAAUCAUCCAAAACUCGAAAAGAAAGGAACACAAGCAAAUCUACCAUAAUCUCAAAUGAUGGGGUUUGCAAUGGGAUGUUCUUUUCCUUUACACUCCUCAACUUAUCACUCUCUUUUCCCUUCUUUUUCAUCUUCUUCACAGCCCCUUUUCCUCUACUCUUGCCAAAGAAAACCACAUGAUUUCAGUAAGAGAAGAAAAAUUCAUGCUUGUAUGCAACAACAUGACCCCAACAAAGACGAUUUCUGCCAGAGAAGAGCGAUUCUUUUCAUGGGUGUUUCUGUUCUUCCGUUCUUGAAUUUAAAAGCAAGAGCUGUUGAAAAUUCCGCUCCGGAUGAAUCGGAAGAUUCUGCAAGGGCACAAGAACGAAAUCAAAUAGCCGAGGUACCAACUAAUGGAGAUUCAUCACCAAAUCCCUUUAUUACUCUUUCGAGUGGACUUGGAAUAGUUGCUUCAGGUGUUCUUGGUGCCUUUUAUGCAUUGGCUCAGAAGGAAAAGUCAGCCAACAUGAUGACUAUAGAAUCUAUGACAGCUAAACUGGUGGAAAAGGAAGCUGCACUUGUUUCAAUGCAGAAAAACUUUGAGUCAAAACUACAGAACGAAAAGGAAGAAAAAAACGAACAAAGUAGAAAAUCGAAUCAAGAGAAGCAAUCUUUAAUGAGCCAAUUAAGUUCAGCAAAUAGCACUAUAAAGGGGUUAGGACAAGAGCUUCAAAAAGAGAAGAAGGUCAUCCAAGAUCUCAAUAACCAGAUCGAAGGUCUUAAUGCUGACCUCAAAAAAGCUUUUGAUGAUAAAGAAGACCUCAAAAUGCAGGUGAAAGAUAAGCUUUUCUCCAUUCAAGUCCUUCAAGAACGGAUAAAUUUGCUUACAUCUGAAAUCAAAGAUAAAGAAGACAAUCUUGCAAAUUUAAGCUCAACCUUUGAAGCCAAAGAAUCUGAGUUCAAGAAACUGAAUUCUGUGUAUGAAGAAACAUGUGCUGAAUUGGGUGGUUCAAAUUCGGAAAUCGAAAGGCUAAAACAAGAAAUCGUUAAACUUGAGAAAGAAUUAGAAUUGAAGAGUUUGAAUAUUGAUGAUCUGAAUGCAGAAAUUCGAUCUUUAUGUGAUGCAAAAAACGUUAUUAGUGAAGAACUGGAGUCUGUUAGGAAGGAGUACGGUGAUUUGAAGCUCUUUUCAGAACAGAAAUCAGCUUCUGAUGCUAAGCUUUUGAAGGAAAGGGAAAAGAAACUCGAAGAGCUUAAAGAACAGCUCGAGUCUUCUUUGACCAAUGUAGAAAAAAACGAAGAAUUAAUCAGCGUUUUGACGAAUGAAAGGGAUGAUUUGAAAAAAAGAUUGAAUCUGGAAGAGGGUAAAGUCGAAAAUCUUGAAGAGGAGCUUCGUGUGGUUCAGAGGACGUUAGGCGACACAAGAAACGAGGCUGCUGAGCUGGCGGGACGUCUAGAAAUCUCCGAGAAUACAUGUAAGGAGCUUGAAGGAGAGGUUUCGAGGGUUCAAAUCGAGUAUUCUGAAUCUAAACAAGGAUUACAUGAUAACAUCGAUAAACUGAAACAAACUGUCGAAAUGUUGGCUGAAGAACUCGCCGGAAGUAAAGACGUUUUGGAAAGAACGAAGGAGGAAUUGAAGAGGGUGUCUGGUGAACUUCUAGAAGCAUCUGAAACUCGUGAUGAUUUGAGGGAAGAACUGGUGGAGACGUAUAAGAAACUUGAAAUUGUGAGCAACGAGAUUAAAGAAGAAAGGAAGACGAUCGGUGAUUUGACUAAAAAAGUCAACACUCUAGAAACUGAGAUUUUGAAAAUUAGGGAUUCAAAAAAAUCGGUGGAAAUGGAUUUGGAAGAAGCGACGAGAGCACUUGAUGAGAUGAAUAAGAACACGGUGAUUCUAUCGAGGGAAUUGGAGAUCUCAAAGGGUAAGAUUUCUGAGCUUGAAGACGAGAAGGAAGUUUUGUAUAAUUCCAUUAAUGAACAGAAACAUGCGAUUAAAGAAGCUCGAGAAAACAUGGAAGAUGCUCAUGGAAUGAUUGUGAAAUUGGGAAAGGAACGGGAGAGUUUGGAGAAGAAAGGAAGCAAACUUGAGAAGGAAAUGGCGGCUGCUAAGGGUGAGAUUUUGCGAUUGAGAAGUGAAAUGAAUUCUGGAGAAAAGGGGAAUAAGAAUAGAAGUGAAGGAAAUGCAGAAAAGGGGAAUAAGAGUGGAAGUGACGAUGAAGGUGCAGGAGUUGUGAAGAAAGGUGGGAGGAGGAAGAAGGUCGUAUCACAACAGAAAGAAUCUUGAAGGGGGUUUGGUAUUGCUUAAAAGUUGAGGGGAGGUAUCUGUAAUAUUUGAUUCUUGGAGGGUAAAUCAUAGUAGAGGUAGCAUUUGUAAUUUUCAAACAAUUGUCAUUAAAAAUAAAACAUUCAAAAAAUAAAAAUUGUUGCAGUUUACCAACAUAA
Molecule: messenger RNA, 2454 nt
Organism: Lactuca sativa (garden lettuce)
Lineage: Eukaryota; Viridiplantae; Streptophyta; Magnoliopsida; Asterales; Asteraceae
Gene: MFP1
Product: MAR binding filament-like protein 1
Biological process (GO): mitotic chromosome condensation
Cellular component (GO): chromatin; condensed chromosome; condensin complex
Molecular function (GO): chromatin binding
Source: RefSeq, a predicted model, not a curated record